Messenger RNA from Fonsecaea pedrosoi CBS 271.37, 756 nucleotides. RefSeq lists its product as uncharacterized. The record is from RefSeq and is a predicted model, not a curated record. The transcript has a single exon. The coding region runs from base 1 to 756 and encodes 251 amino acids. NCBI's taxonomy places the organism in Eukaryota, Fungi, Ascomycota, Eurotiomycetes, Chaetothyriales, Herpotrichiellaceae.
AUGACUGAACACCUUGCAGACACACCUUCAGUGCUUGCCACCCACACCACCGAUCCCAGCCAACAAGAAAUCUCGCACCCGCCAAAGUCUUACACAUAUUAUCACGCCGGUCCACUAUUCACCAUUGCCGAACUCCACACUAAUGCUCUCCUCGCUCAGGCCAUCCAAAAGUGCUCCUCGGGGAAGUUCAUCCCCGUCUUACCCCAGGAUCUCGAACAGCGUGACCAGAGCCCCCAUUCCAUCAGGGACGAGGACAUCCGGGCUCUGCUUUCCUGCGACACGGCCAUGUUUACUUACGACGGUACCGAGUUAGAUGCCGGCACGGUGGUCGAGUACAUGGUCGCCAAAAUGGCCGAUAUCCCCGCUGUCGUGCUCCGGACGGACUUUCGCGGUGCGGGCGACCAGGCAGAGACGGGCGACGCGUGGAACCUGAUGAGCUCCAACUGGCCACGGACCGUGGGUGUGAGUGCGCACGCCAUGGUGGGCUACAAGACGAGCCUCCAAAGGGCGCAAGCUGGAGUGGAAGGCACACGAGGGAAGACGGUUGGUGAGUCCAUGAUUGACGACGUCGCCCAGAAGGUGGUGGAUGCUUUUGAGAAGGUGCUGAACGAGCCCCCGAGAUUGCCAAAGGAGCUGAGAGAGUGUGUGUAUCAGUGGUUGGCCUUGAUGCCUGGGUUUAAGAAAGGGAGUGAUCAGGAUAAUGUCGAGCUGCUCGCGAAACUGUGCAAGGACAAGCAAUCUAGAGGCUUGUUGUAG